This is a messenger RNA of Sinocyclocheilus grahami, 1895 nucleotides long. Its product is annotated as inositol-trisphosphate 3-kinase B-like. Gene Ontology annotation, biological process: phosphatidylinositol phosphate biosynthetic process; inositol phosphate biosynthetic process. Bases 1 to 1806 code for a protein of 601 amino acids. NCBI's taxonomy places the organism in Eukaryota, Metazoa, Chordata, Actinopteri, Cypriniformes, Cyprinidae. The record is from RefSeq and is a predicted model, not a curated record. Gene Ontology annotation, molecular function: inositol hexakisphosphate kinase activity. The transcript has 8 exons. Gene Ontology annotation, cellular component: nucleus; cytoplasm.
AUGAAAGAUUGGCAAGUCGGAUUCUCUUCUUCUAGAGCUCAAAAUAACAAAACAGGAGUUUCAUCCAUUUCUGAUGAGAAUUUUCCUCCAAGCGGCUUCAUGAAAGACUUGGAUUCUCCUCCAGAAAGAAUGAGCAUAUUGUCAGAGAAGAAGAGCAAUGGAAGUGAUGGCGAGAGCAUCAGAGAUGCCAUAGAAGAAAGGAUUUUUGAUUUCUCACCAUCCUCGAUCAAUCAAAGUAAUCAUAUCAAGAAAACAGGCUUCAGAGCCAGACCUAAACUGGCUUCUGCUCACGCCGUCCUUUCAUCCAAGCUAGAAGAUCCAACAGAAAUGCAGACAAAUGCAUGUGAGGAACCAGAGGUUAUGAAACCUGAACCUCUGGAACGUGUUUGCAUGGAUCCCCUACCAAUACCUGCUGGAGAAACAACCAAGGACGAAGACGUGGAAGAGCAGAAAGUGAAAGAGAGGGUGAUGGCAGGUGAAAAUCUUGUUGAAGAGGGUUCAAAUGUGGCAUUGAAUGCAGCAACUAGGAAAAGCCUGUGGAGCAGCAAGAUCGAACCGAGGGAAAGACUGAAGGAAGGGAUGCGGGAAAGGCUGGGAGCAAGUGUGGAGAGUAUCGAUGAGAGUAACAAGGGAGAUUUCAGCAACAAACGACUGCACAGGAAGAAGAGUUGGGGCUCAAGACAGAGAAACACACAAACGCUUGUGUCAUCACAGGAUGGAGAACAUUAUAUGGAGGGAAGUGUGGAGAAAGAUGGUGAGGAAGAAUUAGUUCCACACCCUGUUCUCUCUCGGGUUCUCUUUCACUCCUCAGCUUCAUCCUCCUCUUCCUUCAACAACUCCUCAGCAGAAAGUGAUGAGGUUUUCAGUGAAAAUGAGGACACUGACACCCGGAGGCAGACCAUGAAGAAGUGUCGAUCUUGGAGAACCUUUCUGACCAUGAUGCAGUGGUCCAAACGUACACAAAGCUCAUGGAUCCAGCUAGCGGGUCACCAAGGUAACGUGAGGCUGAGUGAGGGUGGCGAGGUGCUGAAGAGGUUUUGCGAGGUUGAGGCCAUCUGUCUGCAGGUCCUCAUGUCUGAUGCGCUCUGUCAGUUUGUGCCUCAUUAUUUCGGGCACAUCAGUCAGGACGGAGAGCGAUACAUCCGUCUAGAGGAUCUGCUUAGCGGGCUCAAAAAUCCUGUCAUCAUGGACUGCAAAAUGGGUGUGCGGACAUACCAAGAGGAGGAGAUAAGUAAGGCCCGGAGCAACGCCAUUGUGCGCUCUGAUAUGUAUCAAAAGAUGGUCAAAAUAGAUCCGGCAGCUCCCACUGCAGAAGAACAUGCACAAAGAGGUGUAACCAAGCUGCGUUACCUGCAGUGGAGGGAUGACAGCAGUUCCACCUCGUCACUGGGCUUCCGCAUUGAAGGCAUAGUGAUGAGAAAUGGUAAAGUAUUACGAGACUUUUACAAGUCACGCACAGAAGCUCAAGUGACAGAAACACUGUUAACCUUCACCAGGAGGCAGGUUCACAUUCUAGAGGCCUACGAAUCCAGAUUACAGGCACUGAACAAAGCACUCAAGGAGUCAAACUUUUUCAACAGACAUGAGAUCAUAGGCAGCUCUUUACUUUUCGUCCACGACUGCAGCGGCAAAGCAAACAUAUGGAUGAUAGAUUUUGGAAAGACCAUCCCAACCCCAGAGGAUGUCCAGCUGAGGCAUGAUGUUCCGUGGGUGGAGGGAAACAGGGAAGAUGGGUACCUCAUCGGACUGACCUCACUCAUCACUCUGCUGGGGGAAGCCAUCAAGCAAGCAGAGGAGCAAAGAUGAGAGUGACCUCAUAUAUACUCACUUAUACAGAUGAUUUCAUGUUGGAUCUAUCAAUCGACAACCGUACUGUCUUUUGGGCAUUAUACAUC